UCUCCCUGUGACUCAAGGUUCAGCUCAAGGUAAAACACCACUUUGCGCUUCGAACUACGUAGUAAACGGCGUGUUCGAGCAUGGCAGGGGCCGCGAAGAAGUUUUACGAUCUGUCCGCCAAACUUUUGUCAGGGGACCUCCUAAAUCUUUCCUCUCUCAAAGGUAAAGUGGUGCUUAUUGAAAAUGUGGCGUCUCUUUGAGGCACAACAGUCAGGGAUUACACCCAGAUGAACGAGCUCCACAGCCGCUACGCUGAUCAGGGGCUCGUGAUCCUGGGCGCUCCCUGCAACCAGUUCGGACAUCAGGAGAACUGCAAGAACGAUGAAAUUCUGCUGUCUCUGAAGUCCGUCCGUCCUGGAAAUGGCUUCGAACCACAAUUCCAACUUUUGGAGAAGCUGGAAGUGAACGGUGCGAACGCCCACCCUCUGUUUAUGUUCCUCAAGGAGAAGCUGCCUCAGCCCAGUGACGACUCUGUGUCCUUGAUGGUUGAUCCCAAAUUCAUCAUCUGGAGUCCGGUGAACAGGAAUGACGUCUCCUGGAACUUUGAGAAGUUCCUCAUCGGCCCGGACGGGGAACCGUUCAAGAGAUACAGCAGAAGGUUCCUCACCAUCGACAUUGAAGCAGAUAUCAAAGAGCUUCUGAAGAGGACAAAAUAAACCUGGCAUCCUCCUGGUGUUGUGGCCAUGUGAGAAAACCGUCCAUUCCAUAUCACUUGUAGAGUGUUGUUUGAUAUAGGCCGACUGUGCAGACAUGAUUAAAGUGCAGCUGUUUUUUAGACUGUUUACUUAAUGAAGAUGCUUCCUAAAACCUUUUUGAGGGAAGCUUCUGAUGUAACUGUAAAUG
This is a messenger RNA of Onychostoma macrolepis, 843 nucleotides long. RefSeq names its product glutathione peroxidase 1a (gene gpx1a). The transcript has 2 exons. Gene Ontology annotation, molecular function: glutathione peroxidase activity. Gene Ontology annotation, biological process: response to selenium ion; hydrogen peroxide catabolic process; glutathione metabolic process. Gene Ontology annotation, cellular component: mitochondrion; cytosol. Lineage: Eukaryota; Metazoa; Chordata; Actinopteri; Cypriniformes; Cyprinidae. The record is from RefSeq and is a predicted model, not a curated record.